GCGAAAGGAGUUCACCCGAUUCAAGAAGAGCUGAGAUGCCAGUAUCCAAGUAAGCGCUGCGAGAACCCCCGCGGCGUCAAGCGGAAUGGCGAGCUCCACAACUUCUGCGAGUUCCACCGCACCAAGGCCAACUUCAACCAGCGUCGACUCGAACACAAGCGCAAAUACCAACAAGAACCUCCU
Phytophthora sojae is the source of this 183-nucleotide messenger RNA. RefSeq lists its product as hypothetical. The record is from RefSeq and is a predicted model, not a curated record. The annotation marks the transcript as partial. The transcript has a single exon. NCBI's taxonomy places the organism in Eukaryota, Oomycota, Peronosporomycetes, Peronosporales, Peronosporaceae.